AUGGUUAAGGUUAAUCUCUGGGAUCAAGUAAACCAAGGCAAUUUCUCAUCUGUAACAGAGUUCCUAUUGAUGGGAGUCUCCAGUCUUGGAAAAAUCCAGCUCAUUCUCUUUGCUCUUUUUCUGUGCCUGUAUAUGAUUAUCCUGAGUGGAAAUAUCACUAUUGUUACUGUCAUCCGCCUGGAUCACAGUCUCCAUGUACCUAUGUAUUUCUUCUUAGGAAUCCUCUCCAUCUCUGAGACAUGCUAUACGCUGGUCAUCCUGCCCAAGAUGCUCAUAAAUCUGCUGUCUCUGCUUAGAACCAUCUCAUUCACUAACUGUGCCACACAGAUGUUUUUCUUCCUCGGUUUUGCCAUCACUAACUGCAUGCUCCUUGGGGUGAUGGGUUAUGAUCGUUAUGUUGCCAUUUGCCACCCACUUCGCUAUCCAGUCCUUAUGUGCUGGAAGAUAUGUGGACAGUUGGCAGCUUCUUGUGCUGGAAUUGGUUUUAUGUUAUCACUCUUAGACUCCCUCUUAGUCUUUGAACUACCUUUUUGUGGUCCAAACAAAAUCAACCACUACUUCUGUGACAUCUCACCAGUUAUCCAACUUGCCUGUACUGACACCUACAUCAAUGAGCUAGUCAUCUUCAUUGGUGGAGUCCUAGCUCUUAUGGUCCCUCUGACUUUCAUUUGCUUCUCCUAUGGCUUCAUUGUUCGAGCCAUCCUGAGGAUUCCAUCAGCUGAAGGCAAGCGAAAAGCCUUUUCUACUUGUGCUUCCCAUCUCACUGUGGUUAUUGUCCACUAUGGCUGUGCCUCCUUUGUCUAUCUGCGGCCCUCAACCAAGUACUCAUCUAGCAAAGACAGGCUAGUCACAGUGACCUACACUGUUGUGACUCCAUUGUUGAACCCCAUGGUGUAUAGCCUCAGGAACAAGGAUGUUCAGGUGGCCAUUCGGAAAAUGAUCGCCUGGGGAGGAUUUUAUCCUAAAGCUAAAAUAUGA
Messenger RNA from Cavia porcellus (domestic guinea pig), 978 nucleotides. Its product is annotated as olfactory receptor 10R2-like. Bases 1 to 978 code for a protein of 325 amino acids. NCBI's taxonomy places the organism in Eukaryota, Metazoa, Chordata, Mammalia, Rodentia, Caviidae. Gene Ontology annotation, molecular function: G protein-coupled receptor activity; olfactory receptor activity. The transcript has 2 exons. Gene Ontology annotation, cellular component: plasma membrane. The record is from RefSeq and is a predicted model, not a curated record. Gene Ontology annotation, biological process: G protein-coupled receptor signaling pathway; detection of chemical stimulus involved in sensory perception of smell.